AUGGAGGACCUGCUCAAAGCGCUACGCAAUAUCGGAUUGGAAUUGCCAGAUCCGGAGCAGCUUCUUCAGCUUUUCGAUCCGGACAGCGAGAUUCAGGACAACCUCGCUCGACAUCUCUCCCUCACACCCGCCAAAAAUGACCUCGUACCUGACGAGAACGAGCCGGUCAUCAACGGUGACACCACAGCAGGAAGUGACGAUGACGAAGGGCUGGUAAUGGAUCCACUCGUUGAUGCUGACCUGUUCAAGGGAGCUGUACAGGCUUUGCUGGAGAACUACAACAAGUCGAUCGAUAAGGAGCGUGAUACACUUCGCAAGGAGAAGGAAGCUCUCGCCGCACCUAAGAAGCUCAAACCCGUACCAUUGAAAGCAUUGCUAGCAAGGCAAACGGCAGAGAUCAAGAAGCGUCAUGAAGAGGUCUACGUUGCAAGUCACGAUCCCGAAUCUGGCCGCAAACGCAAACGAACCUAUCUGCCUCGACAAACACUCGACGGUGUUGGCAGCUAUGCAUCCGACAAAGCUCUCGAUCAGCUCACAAGAAUAGAUGCAGACCAGCUUGCAGCGCCGAAGCGCUUUGAAUGCCGAUACAUCCUCUGCAAGGUCGCUUCAAGCUUGAACCUCUAUGUCGGCUGCACCUUCAUCGGCGUCCUCCCAUCAGGCAAUGCUCUUCCCAUCACAAUCGCACACUUCACCAGCAACCUUCACCUUAGCGGAGAGCAGCUCGACGCACAUCUUCCUAUCGGAACUGUCAUUGUAAUACGAGAACCAUACGUCAGCUUGAACCACUUUGCAAAGGGUGGACCAUGUCAAGGAGGCAAGAGCGUUCCAGGGAUCCGUAUCGAUACGCCGACCGAUGUACUCAUUCUAGACAGACUGAACGACUCUGAUGCAAAGCUACUCGACGCUACAUCUUGGAAGGUCAAUGUAGAGCAAGAUGAAAGACAACCUUUUGUAGAUGCCGUCUCUUUGCUUCGCGAUUCUCCUGCAGCAUGCAACACGCAAGGCUGCCGAUGGUUGCAAGAUGGUCCACUUUCUCGUCUCGUAGCGGCUUCGAGCCUGGAGCAGUCAGCGAAGACCCUGCAAGGACUGAACGAAGAUGAAAGGAGGCAGCUAAGCCAGCGAACACGCUCUCUUAUUCAGUCUUUUCUAAGCGAGAACCGCCCUGGAGCAGCCUAUCGUGAACUCUGUGCAGCUCGCCUCCUUUCCCUCCCACUCUCCAUCUCUUCCACUAGCCCGGUAGCGGAAGACCUCGAACUCGAAGGCCAGGUUCUCUACAAGAAAUGCGAUUUCGAAGCAAGCCGACUAGCCUUUGAAGCCGCUCUCUCAGCCUACCCUCCUUCCGAACGCAUCUCAGUACAAGAUCGCAUCCUCGAAACCCUCAACACAGUCCGCUCGGCCCAAAACGCCUCCGCUCUCGGACCAACACACGAGAAUGUUUGGGGCUACUACUUCGACUCGCAGUCUUACGCUACUCCCCGUUUUGACGUUCAGGACUGGUUUGGACCCGUAGCUAUCGAAAACGUCCCAGGGGCUGGUCGAGGGUUGGUACUGACAAGAGAUGUGGAAGAGGGAGAGCUCUUGUUGUGCUGCAAGGCUGCUGCGUCGAGCUAUGCGGCAGAAAGUGGAUGUAGAGGAGUCUACCUCCUGCGAUAUACAGUGGAGACAGGUGUGACAAGUACAACGACACAAGUUCUAGCAGCGACCAAGAGCAUUCAUGCGAUGAUCGACAGGCCAAACGAGCUCACAUUGCCGAUUAUGGGGCUGACUGCAGGACCAGACGUUGAGUACUCGAAAUGGGUCGACCAGUCAUACCCUGCUCCACCCAAACGCACGUACAUCGACGCAGCAAGGCCAGCAGACCAGAUUGAAGCCCUUGUCGCAUCUUGCCAGAAGCAGCUCAGCAUCAACUCUGAUCAAGCGCGCAAGUGGCACAGCACAGUGCUCGAAGGCGUAUCCCGUCCUCCAAUCGACUCCAGCUACGUGGACGGUGUUCUCCGAUUCAACGCUUUCGGACCCGCCGCUAACCCCGGCGGCAAGUCCUCCUCCUCCUCCUCAUCGGAAGAUGCACAAACCGACUCAGAACUCACACGGUCAACCAUGGUCCACCCUCUCCCAGCUAUCCUCAACCAUGCUUGCCUACCCAACGUCUCAUCGGUAUUUUUCGGCGACAUUGUCACCACUCGAGCUCUCCACCCACUCAAGAAGGGUAUGGAGAUCAUGCAUCAGUAUGUCAAAGGAGAGCAACCUUGGCUUAUCCGACGAUCUCAACUUUCCAAGCAUGGUUUCAAGUGCAGCUGCGGCAUCUGCCUGCUCGAUGAACGUGAUGGAGAAGACAAGGUUCGGGAGAGAGGUCAAAUUAUCGGAGGAUCAUUAACUAUGCUUCAAGAGCGUAGUCGAAUCGUGCUCAAGUCUUCAAUCACACAGCAAGCUGGAAAGGAGGAUGACGAAGAUCACAAGGAUCUAGCAGAAUCGUUGCGAGAGAUGAUCGCAAAAGUUCAAGCCACCUAUCAUGCCGAGAGGGGCUUGUUGAGACCUGAUCUGAUGAAGAUCUACCAGCUCCUCGCGCUGCAUCAACGCGAGUACGACUGGGACGCAGCAGUUGCAUCAGAGUUGAAAGCACUAGAAUCCAUCGGCUGCACUCCCUCCAGCAACGCAGAGGGUAGGAUACUGAAGGAGCUCCCAUCGCUACACUUUGAUGGAGGUAUCACAUCAAUGUUGGCCCUAGCAAAGCUCAUGCUGCAGAAGGAAGAAGAGAAGAAGGAAGAUGCGAGAAGAUGGGUCGAACAGGCGUUCUAUACGCAUCAAUGUACGAUUGGCGGCGGAUUGGAUAUCUUUUUGGACCGAUGGAACGAUGCUUUCCCCGACUUGCCUUAUCGGGAAUGGUUGCCGCGAUAUUAG
Messenger RNA from Ustilago hordei, 2898 nucleotides. RefSeq lists its product as uncharacterized. Gene Ontology annotation, molecular function: protein binding. The coding region runs from base 1 to 2898 and encodes 965 amino acids. NCBI's taxonomy places the organism in Eukaryota, Fungi, Basidiomycota, Ustilaginomycetes, Ustilaginales, Ustilaginaceae. The transcript has a single exon. The record is from RefSeq and is a predicted model, not a curated record.